Cornus florida is the source of this 2192-nucleotide messenger RNA. RefSeq lists its product as uncharacterized. NCBI's taxonomy places the organism in Eukaryota, Viridiplantae, Streptophyta, Magnoliopsida, Cornales, Cornaceae. The record is from RefSeq and is a predicted model, not a curated record. The coding region runs from base 285 to 1085 and encodes 266 amino acids. Gene Ontology annotation, cellular component: membrane. The transcript is spliced from 10 exons.
UACUACUUAAGUGAUUUUUUUAAAAAUAACUUAAAAAAAAAAUUGUAUUUUUUCCCUGUUUUUUUUUUUUUUCUUAUUUAUUUAAUGUUUUGGUGACGUUUUAGAAGAAGACUGAUUUCAGGAUUGUUGUGAGCGAGAGACACAUACACACAAACGCACACAGAUGUUGGACACACGCACACACACAUGUUGUAUGCAAAGAAACAGUUGGUUUGGUGGUGAGGGCUUAUAUAGAGGUCCGCUUAAUAUGGGAGUGCUAAAUCUGGCAAGUGGCAGGUGCAAAAAUGUUGAGGGCAAGGUCGUCGUCGAACCGAGAGACUCCAACGACGCCGAAGCCGACGACGACGACGACAACGACAACGACGAGGAUUGUUGGCAUGGGCGUUGGAGGCUUACUGUCGUCGUCAAUGGCGGCGUCCCUCACUCGCUCCGCCUUCCGCAUCUCUCUCUUGCUUCUCCUCCUCGCCGCCAUCGCCGUCGCUUGCAUUUCUUUCCCCGUCCAAAAGAUAUUGAAAGAUUUCUUGCUAUGGGUUAGGCGGGAUCUUGGACCUUGGGGUCCAUUUGUACUGGCUUUUGCAUAUAUCCCUCUUACUGUCCUGGCAGUUCCGGCCUCAGUACUUACGCUUGGAUGUGGUUAUCUAUUUGGGUUGCCAGUGGGGUUCAUUGUUGAUUCUGUUGGCGCUACCAUGGGUGCCACAGCUGCAUUCAUUCUCGGUAGGACAAUGGGGAGAUCAUAUGUGAUUUCUAAGUUAAAGAAUUAUCCAAAGUUUCAGGCUGUUGCUAUCGCAAUUCGCAGAUCGGGCUUUAAGAUUGUUUGGCUGCUUCGGCUUGUUCCCUUACUUCCAUUUAACAUGUUGAAUUAUCUACUAUCUGUGACUCCUGUUCACCUAGGAGAGUACAUGGUGGCUUCUUGGCUAGGAAUGAUGCCACUCACUUUCGCACUAGUAUAUGUAGGAACAACUCUGAAGGAUCUCUCUGAUGUCACAAAUGGAUUGAAUGACGUCUCAAGAACUCGUUGGAUAUUUAUAGUACCGGGCUGCCUGGCAUCUGCUACUCACAUCAUGGAUAGAAUGAAGUUUCAAUAACUUGUUGGUGAUUCUGAUGGUGUACGUUACCGAAGUUGUAACUUGCAAGGGCUUCUGUAUACAAGGGAGUAGCGUUAAUAGCGGAGACAUGGUAUGUGAACCUCGGCGGCGCCUGUCAUAAGUAAAAACAGGCAUUUUCGGUGUUGAUCUGUGAGUGAGUGUCGAAUGUGAAAAAAUUUCUUGUUUGCUUGUGUCUGUAUUGGGCAGAGGAAUAGGAAGGAAAGGGACAAGAAAUUUAUUUGCAGCUUUCUUGUACAAAACACAAUGGGUUAGUAAAAACAAUUUUCAAGGCCUCUGGGAAUAGAGAGGAUUUUGUCCGAGGAGGUUAAAAUUAUGUGAAAUUCAUUAAAUGAUGAUGUCAUGAUGACGUAAUGUCUCAAAAAAAAAAAAAAAAAAAAAUUAGAUCAUGAGUGUUUCCUGAAGUUGGAAGUUAAUUUUUAUCCGAACACAACUUUGCAUGAAAGAUUAUUAUAUACUAUUUUAUGUUACUUGAAUAUAAUACAGGUGGUGUAUGUCCUAGCAUAAUUUUCUAUAUAAUACUCCAAUAACAUGUCUUACUUUUCCUACAAUAUAUAUGUGGCCAUUAUUUAUUUUAGUAUGAUUUUUGCGAUGCCACUAGUAUUAAUCUUUAUCCUAUAUAUACACACACACACACAGCACAUAUGUUUGUAGUUCAUUAGAAAUCUAAAUUUAUUUUUUUUAAUGUUAAGAUUUAGGAUUUAAAAGAAGCAAUAAAAAUCUAUCUUUAUUAUAUAAAGAAAUGUAUUAUAACAUCAAUUUGUAUUACACAUUAUAUUCGAGAACGGAAAAAAAUCAAUAAAUUAGCGUUCACUUGAUAUACAAGAAUGGUCUUGUUGUCCUUGUAGUCGGUAAAAUUUAUUAGUUUAAACAAUUUGAUUGCUAAUAAAGCCUAAAGGUUUUGUUUGUAUAGCACGAGAAAAAAAAUAAUGAGAGCAAAUACUAAGAAAUAACGGUGAUAACCUCUUAUGGUGUUUAGCUAAUGAUGCUAAUGACGAGGUAAAAGUCAGGUAAUAACCUCAAACUGUGUAUGGGAAAUAUAGCAGAGUGAUUUUUGUUUGGAGAAAAGAGAGAUUUUGUAAAUUUUGA